AUGCUAAUAAUGUUUUUCCACCUCCUUAAAACCCAAAGAGAACAAUUAUAUCUUUCGGGUGUAAAUCAUGUAGUUUUAUUUCAAUCUUCUUAUUUAUUCUAUAAUUUUCGGGUUGGUAAGCCACAUUGGCUGUGGGGUUUUGGAAUUGAAUCUGCC
Dentiscutata erythropus is the source of this 156-nucleotide messenger RNA. The record is from the annotation of a GenBank genome assembly. NCBI's taxonomy places the organism in Eukaryota, Fungi, Glomeromycota, Glomeromycetes, Diversisporales, Gigasporaceae.